Vollenhovia emeryi is the source of this 3231-nucleotide messenger RNA. Its product is annotated as oxysterol-binding protein-related protein 9. The record is from RefSeq and is a predicted model, not a curated record. Gene Ontology annotation, molecular function: sterol binding. Gene Ontology annotation, cellular component: membrane; cytosol; intracellular membrane-bounded organelle. The coding region runs from base 220 to 2346 and encodes 708 amino acids. Lineage: Eukaryota; Metazoa; Arthropoda; Insecta; Hymenoptera; Formicidae. The transcript has 13 exons.
CGUAAAACGCGACCAGUCUGACAAUCACUGCGCGGCAUGUAAACGGAGCGAGUCGCGGGGAUGCGACGAUUUGUACCCGAGAUUAGGCUGACGUGAUAAUAUUCCGUUACUCGCGGAGCCUCCGUGAUUUCCAUCGCGAUAUGCGCUGCGAGAGACGCGAGAGUCGGUAGGAAGUCUCGUCAGGCCGGUCGGCGACUGCGGCGAGGACGGUAGACUGAUAUGUCGACGAUGGAGGGCUCGCUCAGCAAGUGGACGAACGUCGUCAACGGGUGGCAGUAUCGAUGGUUUGUUUUGGACGACAACGCGGGCCUCCUGUCGUACUACACGAGCAAGGAGAAGAUGAUGCGCGGCGCGCGUCGCGGCUGCGUGCGACUGAGGGGCGCUAUCAUUGGCAUCGACGACGAGGACGACAGCACGUUCACCAUAACAACCAACUCCUGCAAGGACGACCCCAAGACGUUUCACUUUCAGACGCGCAACGGCGAGGAGAGAGAACGCUGGGUCCGCGCAUUGGAGGACACGAUACUCCGCCACUCUCACACGCGAUGGGACCCAAAGAAGUCUCCGCCCAAGCAAGAUUUCGAUCGCAAGGUAGCCGAGGCCGACGUUUACCUUCAGCUUCUGAUCGAGCAGAUCAAACUGAUCGAGGACAAAAGGAACGCGGCCGAGGACGAGGAGACUCAGAACAAGUUUUCCGCCGUCCUGUCGCACGCCAACGCCAUGCUGAAUUCCGUUAAGCAUACCAUUGUCCAGCUGCAAAUUGCCAAGAAUACGGCGAUACCUGUUAACGGAGUGUACAGAGGACCAUCGAAUUCUAUACACGUCUCACCCUCGCUUCCUCAUGUUGCAGCCAGUGCGCCCGAGGCGACGGUGCAAACCGGCAUCGAGUUAGGCUCCGAAUGCGUGGAACCGCGAGUACCUACGUUACCGAAUGUUGUAGAUAGAGAUCUACCGGUACCGCAGUUCUCGUACUCGUCCUCCGACGAGGACGACGAUUAUUUCGACGCCGCGGACGAGAUACCGACUCCGGCAGUCCAGAAUCAUGUUACACUAUAUUCAGAUAAUGAGCGAUUACAUUCGUCUAUGGACAGCGCCACGGGAGAUAAACGCAAAGAGCCGCCGCUGCCGCCUAUCAAAGGCGACGGAUCAGUCGAUUACGAUGCUCUUUACGAAGAAGAAAGCGAAACCGAAAUGGAUUCCAUGGAGAGUCACGGCUCAGUCGUGGCUCAUCUUCUGUCCCAAGUGAAGAUCGGGAUGGACCUGACGAGGGUCGCCCUACCGACGUUUAUUCUAGAGCGCAGGUCACUCCUUGAGAUGUAUGCGGAUUACUUUGCUCAUCCCGAUCAAUUUGUAAGCAUUGCCGACAUGCCUACACCUCGCGAGAGGAUGGUGCAAGUGAUUCGUUGGUACUUGUGCAGCUUCCACGCGGGACGCAAGUCCGGCGUGGCUAAGAAGCCGUACAAUCCUAUACUAGGUGAAAUUUUCCGCUGUCAUUGGAACAUACCUAAUGUUAGUCCGUCUGAUAGCGCCGCAGAUUCCGGCAGCCGUCUCGUGUCGGAUGGUCCUGUACCGUGGUGUAAGGAGAAUCAGCUCGCUUUUGUCGCCGAGCAGGUUUCUCACCAUCCGCCAGUUAGCGCAUUUUAUGCCGAGCACGUCGGGAAAAAGAUCAGUUUCGGAGCUCACGUUUGGACGAAGAGCAAGUUCUUGGGCUUAAGUAUAGGGGUACACAAUGUGGGGAAGGGCUGGGUAAAUGUGCUGCAACACGGGGAGGAAUACGUUUUAACUUUCCCUAACGGUUAUGGCAGAUCUAUCCUCACUGUACCGUGGAUAGAGCUAGGAGGCACCGUAACGAUAAAUUGCGUGCAAACCGGCUACCACGCGACGGUAGAAUUUUUAACAAAACCUUUCUACGGCGGUAAACGGAAUCGGAUUACAUGCCAAGCCUUUCAAGCGGGAGACAAAAAGCCGUUUCUCGUUAUAAACGGAGAGUGGAGCGGGGCGAUGGAAUGGAAGACGUUUGAUGGCAAGAGCGAGAUGUUCGCUGACGUCAGGGAACUUAGCACGGAAAGAAAACUGGUUAAAACGGUAUGCGAGCAAGACGAAAGUGAAUCGCGAAAGGUUUGGCGUGACGUGACAGUUGGCCUACGUAUCAACGACAUGGAUAAAGCUACCAUGGCGAAAUGCGCAAUCGAGCAGAAACAACGAGAAGAAGCGCGGCUUCGCAAGGAAAAUAACUUACCGUGGCCGACAAAACUUUUUAAGGAAACCAAAGACGGUGGCUGGGUGUACAUAAGACCUCUUGUAGACAGACUACACAGUUCUAGCGAUCAAACGAAUGUUACCUAACUAUACAUGCGUAUUACGUGACAAUUUUAGAUGCAGCACAAUACUAGAAGAGAAAUCGUGGCCUACCGCCUGUAAGAAUUGUAAUAUCAGGCUUAAUUCAAAAGACACACCUUCACGUUCGAAAGAUUUCGGCGAAUAUUUUUAUGCCAGUUCUUAGUUUAAUUAGGAAAGAGGUAAUGCAGUAACAUCCACUAUUUUACCUUUCGUAUCACGUUUUAAGUUUCGUUUUAAUAAAAAUAUUCUGUCGACAAUCGAAUGAAUAUUUACGAUGUAAAAUUGUAUCUCUUCUCUUUUUUUUUAUUCUUGGGAUAAUUUCACACAAUAUCGUAAGCUUCUAUUAUAUCCACAUUUCAAGUAUAUGUACGUAUGCCAAGUCUUUUAUAUAUGUAACAUUUGUUGACGUUGCAAUUUCUUAUCAUGAAUGAAAUUACAUGUACAAUUUACGCAAAUCUGUUAUGAUAUUGUGCGGAGAUUGCAUGUCAUAUACAAAAGUUGUUUUACGAUGUCACUGGUCGUGAAUAAUGCGAUAUUCUAAUUAUGGAAUUAAUUAUUUUUGCGCAAUCCCAGAUCUCUCAUUUGGCAAAAAUAAAUUUCCAGUGUGUAAGGAAUGACUCGCAUUCCGUAACGAUGGAUUUCUAAAAUAAACUUAUGCAUUUCCUAUGCACAAACCGAUAUAGCAAUAAUACUUGAUACCUUAUUCUGAUUUGUAAUUGUAAGUACGAAUUUUUCCACAUACUGAUUUUUCGAAUCGAGUUUCAUGUUCAAAUAAAUUAAUCACGAUGGACAAUAUUAUAUUGUAAGAUACGUACUGAUAGUGCUACUAAUAAUAAUACAUGUUAUUUAAACACUGGAGAGAUCCUCGAACAAUGUACUCUUUGAAUGAAA